Messenger RNA from Triticum aestivum (bread wheat), 750 nucleotides. Its product is annotated as abscisic acid and environmental stress-inducible protein-like. Lineage: Eukaryota; Viridiplantae; Streptophyta; Magnoliopsida; Poales; Poaceae. The record is from RefSeq and is a predicted model, not a curated record. The transcript is spliced from 2 exons. The coding region runs from base 32 to 475 and encodes 147 amino acids.
UAUUAUAACCCGAUCAAUCUGGUCGUCAGCAAUGGCGGUCAAGUCUCUAGUUCUUCUCGGUGUCGUAAUAGCCUCGCUCCUGCUUCUCUCUCAGAAUGUAGCACAUGCUAGAGAGCUCCUUGAUGCUAAAGAGUCCAAGGAGAAGAAUGUAAAACCUGCAGGAGGGCCGGGCCUGAAGGACGAGAAAUGGGGAGGUGGAAGCAAGCAUUAUGGAGGGUAUGGGAAUGGUGGGGGGUAUGGUAACGGUGGAGGGUAUGAAAACAAUGGGGGAGGCUAUGGAAAUGGGGGGUACACAAACAAUGGUGGUGGGUAUGGUGGAGGAUACAGAAAUUCUAGGCAUGGUGGCGGUUAUGGCGGUGGAGGUUAUGGACCCAGAUAUGGAGGCGGUUAUGGUCAUCCAGGCAACGGUGGGGGAUUUGGCGGCGGCUUUGGUGGAGGAUAUGGUGGUGGCGGUGGAUACGGUGGAAGUGGAUGAUACGGUGGUGGUGGCGGGUAUGGUGGAGGAGGAGGUUAUGGUGGAGGAUCCGGUGGUGCCGGCUAUCCUUGAGACGGCUAUGAUGAAGGAGGUCAUAAUGAAUGAGUAGAUAUGUAUAUAUGUUUUAACUAAACAUCUAUGUUGAUCUGUGAUGUGCUUGAAUAAAAGAUGUGUCCUUAUGCUCACAUAUAGGUGUAAUGUUGAGAAAUCGAGCAAGUAAGCUAGGCUUGUGUUGUCUCCUAUGUAUGAAAGAGAAUAUACCUUUCAAAUUGAUA